AUGAUCGACCCGCUCAGGCGCGUGAUCGAAUCCAAACCCUUCCUAGAGCCCUUUUGCACCGGACGGGCGUCGCGCUCGCUCGACCGCGGGCGUCACCGAGCGAGCGACGAGGACGGUGGCACCGCGAGCGCGGUGCGACGAUGGUUCGAGGGCGACUCGACGACGUCGAGCGCGAACGAUGGGGCGUCGAUCGCGUCCGGCGCGGCGGACGAAGAGGCGUUCGACGCGGUGCGGUACGCGCGGGAGGCGAUCGCGCGAUCGCGACGCGGUUCGGUGGAAUUGACGAGCGGAUCGUCUCAAACCGCUUUGGACGAAGUCGCCGCGCUCGCGGAAGGGACGCGCACGAUGGAGGGAUUGAUUCGAGAAGAGGUGAUCGCCAAGCGUGAGACGCUCGAUCGAGCCCUGAGUGGGAUGCGCGAGGCGGAGGUGACGAUGGAGACCAUUCGCGACGGCUCGAGCGCCGUCGCGGACGCCGUGCGAAGAGUGGCGACCCAACUCGGAGAACCGCACCGCGCGAUCGAGGCGGCGACGCGCACGUUGGAACGAUUGACGUCGACGGGAGAAACCUUGAGAGGUAUCGUCAAGGUGUUGAAGCUGACGAGUAAGCUUCGAGAGUGCCGCGUAGAAGAGGAUGGCUCGUUUUCGGAUUCGAGCGAGCUGAGCAAGGCGGCCAAGCUCUUGGGUGAGAUUAAGGCGACGCUGAAGAGCGCGGGCGGAGAUUUCGACGGCGUGGACGUCGUCGAAGAACAGAUGGCGUACAUUCGCGAGCGCUCGAGCGCGAUCAGUCGCGAGACGAACGCGGCGCUGGACCGCGGCAUGGAGGCCAUGUCGCAGGCCAACGUCGGCGCGGCGCUUCAGGUGCACUACAACCUGAAUGAACUGCGUGACGUCGUGGACGCUCGCGUGUCGUUUCACGCCGCUUCGGCGAUCGAUGCGGUGAAAGAUGCCAUGGACGCCGAGGCCGUCGGGCGCACCGCGGGCGCGAGCACGAGCGGCGAAGGGAGACGAGGCGGUCGACAGCUCGCGGCGCCUCCGCACGGCGCCGAGCGCGCGUGGAUGGAGGCGUUGUGGCGUCGAAUCGACGUCUCCAUGGACGCCGUGUACGACAACGCCAUGUCCGUGUGGCAUUUACAAAGAGUACUGGCUAAGAAGCGCGAUCCGCUCACGCAGACGCUAUUCAUCGAGGAAGUUGUCGGGAGGACUUCCAAUCAGGCGCUGUGCGAUCGUUUCUGGGCCGUCUUCGCCAAGGGGGUGAGCGAACACCUGUCUCGCACGCACGCCGCGGCGGGCUUCAUCGCCGGCGCGUUGCAAAAGGGGUUCCCGACUCUGAUAGGUGCCAUCGAGGGCGUCGUGAACAAGUGCGCGCGCGACGCGGAAGCCGCCAAGGGCGCGCCCGGAUGCGUUCGCAAAGAUGGCUCGACGCGCGCGCAAGUUUUACGCGCCGUGGAUCCAAUCGCAGCAGCCUUUUUCGCCCGAUCGCUCACCCGUCUCACGGAAUCGGCGAACAAUUGUUUCGUCAACGGCCGAACGAUCGAACGGACGAGCGCGGAUGCGUUUCUCUCACGCAUUCGAUACGAGAUUGACGCCGUGGCGGAUUACGAUCACUUGCUGAACAACGCGUGCGGGAACGCGAGUUCGGCGCUCAAGGCGCUCGCCGAUCGCGCCAAACGGUCAAUCGGUCGGUCGAUCGAGAAAUCGAGCGUACUGGAGGAGUCUAAUCCGACGCAGCGAUCGAACGCGCAGAUCGCGGAGCAGCUCUCGAGAGUGCACGGUUUGUUGAGCAAGGUGCUGCCGUCGUUUGCGCCCGCGCCCAGGCGCGCGCUCGAGGCUGGGCUCGAGCACGUCGCCGCGGCCGCGUUCGAGGCGACCAAACCUUUCUUCGACGCCGUUGGUGAUUGGUGCGAUGAUCGUUUCGCGGAGAUGCACGAUCGCGAUUACAAAUCCGCAACGGGAGACAAGGGCGCGCAAAACGUCAUCGCCGUCACGUCCACGAUUGCGCACGUCGCCGAAUCGUAUCCGGGUCUAUUCUCCGCUUCGCACGGCCCCUUGAUGGCGGCUCGCCUGGCGCUCGGGGAGCGAAUCGCUCGCGCGCUCAUCGUGCACGCGUCGUUGAUUCGUGAGCUCGACCAAGGUGGAAAGAUGCGUCUCGUGAAGGAAAUUACCGAAAUUGAAAACGCGCUGACGACGCACGCGGGCGUCGUCGGCGUCGAGGCGGAGUCAUCGAGCGACUUCAAAUCCAUGAAGGCGUUCAAGUCGCUCGUACUCUUACCCACGGAGAGCAUCGAGCGCUCCCCUCUCAUCGCCGACCUCUCGCCGAGAGUGCUUUUGCACCACCUAUAUUCCCGCGCCCCGAGCGAGUUGCGCACGCCGGCGAAGAGAGCGUCUCUCAACUUGAAGCAAUACGCCUCAUGGUUGUUGAAACGAGCGAGCGACGCCGAGGUUUGGCGCGGGGUCAAGGGCACGCUCGACGUGUUCGAGGAAGGACACCGCGACGCGGCUCGCGGUGACGUCGCCUUUGCCCUCAUGCGCGCCUCGGGCGAGCGCUUGGCGUCCUAG
Messenger RNA from Ostreococcus tauri, 2556 nucleotides. Its product is annotated as Conserved oligomeric Golgi complex subunit 5. Gene Ontology annotation, biological process: intra-Golgi vesicle-mediated transport. Gene Ontology annotation, cellular component: COG complex. Bases 1 to 2556 code for a protein of 851 amino acids. NCBI's taxonomy places the organism in Eukaryota, Viridiplantae, Chlorophyta, Mamiellophyceae, Mamiellales, Bathycoccaceae. The record is from RefSeq and is a predicted model, not a curated record. The transcript has a single exon.